This is a messenger RNA of Cyphellophora europaea CBS 101466, 1365 nucleotides long. RefSeq lists its product as uncharacterized. The record is from RefSeq and is a predicted model, not a curated record. Bases 1 to 1365 code for a protein of 454 amino acids. The transcript has a single exon. Lineage: Eukaryota; Fungi; Ascomycota; Eurotiomycetes; Chaetothyriales; Cyphellophoraceae. Gene Ontology annotation, biological process: positive regulation of mitochondrial translation.
AUGCAAGGCGCAGGUAUUCGCCCCUUUGUGGGUCUCGGUGGUCAAUUCAUAUGUACCCAGUGUCGCAGAGCUGGUGUCGACAUCUACAGGCAACCGGGCCUGCGGCCUCUCCACGCAUCCCCAAUCUUUCAGCGACCGCGCCGGAGAGACUUCUUCUCGUCGAAUGCUGUGCUAUCCAGCCCCAAAGAUGCAGAUAGCCCGGCCUCAACACCCCGAGUUGAAGCUGCUCAGACGCAGAAAAGAAAAACUGCCAGACCAACCGGCGCCAAAACGUCGCUGCGGAGAGUAGCCGUUGAAGCACAGCGAUCCAAAGUCGGGAAAGAUGUCCACGGCGGGCCUCUCCAGGAUGAAUCACAAGCACCGAAGCUGGUGACUGCCUACGCUGUUGCUGAAACUUUUGACAUAGCUAAAGUGGUGGAAAUACUACGAUCCAAAGGCUAUGAGCCGGAUCCUUUGAAUACAGGCCUUCACCCGCAAGUCGUUCAUAUUCAGAUUCCGACAUCAUCGAUUUACCGCUCUUCGAAUGUAUCUGUUCAAGACCUCGCUGCUCAUGAGGUCGGUGACGUUUUUAUCUUCCCAUCUGGUACUCUGGUUACCUGGGCACUACCUGAGGGCUUCACCUCUUACUUUGCGACCAGGACUCUUCUCCCAGCUGCUGUCAACCCCCAUCGAGAGCCUAUUGAGUCGGAAGAUCUCGACUAUGUGGAGGACCCCAACCGCGAGAUCAGCAGCAUUCGUGGCGAUACGAUUAUUCUCGGCACCAAGCCGCAUAACUCGAAUGCUGUGGAGGACCCAACGUUGUCGGCACCCCAAAGUAUUGAUUCCGCCCUCACCAAAAUCGCCUUCUCCUCUGGAUUCGCACGCUCCACCAAACUCGCCGUCCUCGAGACCAACCUCUCUACCUACCUUGCCUCGACUGCCGGCAUUCCCUCGCUUCUGUCGAAAGGCUCUCGGCUUCCACUUCGCUUUUCCAGGAGUUUCAUUCUUCGCAAGACGGGCCAGCUCCUUCAGCUUCGUGCUCAGCUCAAUCUCUACUCCGAGCUUACUGACUCGCUUCCGGAUCUGUUCUGGGAUUCACGCCACGAGUUGAAUCUCGAGAACUACUAUGACCAAGUUGGACGAGCCCUCGAUGUUGGCAUUCGAAUCAAGGUCUUGAACGAGAAGAUGGACUACGCGGGCGAGAUUGCGAACGUAUUGCGAGAGCGGCUCAGCGAGAAGCAUGGCCUCUUCCUCGAGUGGACUAUCAUUGUGCUGAUCGCGAUCGAGGUGGGCUUCGAGGUGCUCCGGCUGUAUAGAGAAGGUUUCUGGGCUGAGGUGUGGGAAAAAGGUCUAACAACAGACAAGCUGCGUGAAAGUGUGGCCUAA